Messenger RNA from Didymosphaeria variabile, 2337 nucleotides. RefSeq lists its product as uncharacterized. The record is from RefSeq and is a predicted model, not a curated record. Gene Ontology annotation, molecular function: transmembrane monodehydroascorbate reductase activity. The transcript has 3 exons. Bases 1 to 2337 code for a protein of 778 amino acids. NCBI's taxonomy places the organism in Eukaryota, Fungi, Ascomycota, Dothideomycetes, Pleosporales, Didymosphaeriaceae.
AUGUCUGGUCUAUCCGCACCUGGGAGCGGUGCCUAUUCGUCCGACACCAUGUAUGUAGGAGAUGGGACCUGGGAUUCGCAGAGAAACACCUUUUUGCUUCCGAACCUGCAAGGCUUGAAUCUUGCCACGACACAGUACAAUGGCAUGGGCAACCGCUUCAAGACUAUGAAUGGCUACCAUGGCCUCAUCCAAGCGCAUGGCAUCCUGGCAGUCAUUACGUUCCUUUUUGUUGUCCCUGCAGCUAUCUUCCUCGCUCGAUUCUAUCACCGGAACCCGCGCAUGGCGCUACGCUUGCACAUAUGGCUGCAGAUAGGUACCGUCUUCCUGUCAACCGCACUCUUCAUUCUUGGAUUCCAAGCAGUUGGCCUGAAACGAUCUCUUACGAAUCCUCACCACGGAAUCGGUGUCGCCCUAUACACUCUUAUUCUAGUACAAGCACUCGGAGGAUGUGUGAUUCACAGACGAGAGAAAGGGAGGGAACGGUAUAAGAUCCCUCUGAAAUUGAUGCUUCAUCAAUGGAUGGGGAGACUGAUCGCGCUACUAGGCAUUGUACAAGUUGCCCUUGGACUGACAUUAUAUGGGUCACCCAAGGUGCUCUUCAUCCUCUACGCGGUUUGGGCGUUCAUCCUCCUGUGUGCAUGGUUUGUUCUCUCAUAUCUGAACCAGCCCGAGAUGGGCUUUGAUGACACAGGCACUUACAUUACGGAAACCACCAUGAGCGGCAGCCGCAGAAGCCAUCGCGGCCACGGGCUGGGUGGGUUAGCAACAGCUGGGGCCGCAGGUGCAGGUUUAGCUGCAUUAAGAAACCGUUCCCGCAGUCGAAGUAGUCGCAGAAAGCCGAGCGGCAGAAGAACAGUUGUCAGUUCGCACGCUAGCUCGUAUUAUGACGAGUCGCGCGUGGACGAAAAAUACACUGAGGUUGGGCGGAAUAAACGCACCUGGCGAGACCGACUAUUGGGUGCUGGUGCGGCAGCGGGCGGUAUUUUUGCGAUCAAAUCCCUCUUCGGUAAAAAGAAAGUUGAACCGUCCGAAACGACAAGCAGUGUCAGCUACAGCCGGCCGCCUAUAGGUCAGUCUGAGGUUACGCAGACUGAUUUGAGUCGGCUUGAAGAAGGAAGAGCCCCGGCUUCGCCAGGUCGCGACCACUGGCGUCGCGUAGAAGAAAGAGAAGCUGCUCAAGCCGCCGCUAUGGGGGCGAGCCCUUUGCGCCAAAAUCAUCGGGCCACUCGAAGCGGUGCCUCGAUCGAAUCUUUUGACAGCCGGACCAGCUUCAGUGGGGAACUCGAGAGACCCAAAGAAUCUCACGGACUUCGAGAUGGAAUAGCCGCCCUCGGGUUUGCUGGGUUCCUUAAGCACCAGUGGAGUAAGAGGAGGAACAAGAAGGAAGACGAGCAUGUCGCAGCUGUAAAACAUCAAGAUAUGGAAGAAGAGCGCAUAGCUCGGGCAAACAGCCAACGACGAAAGUACACUGGGGAUGGGUUACCCGGAAGAAACCGACCGCCGUCCACCAUCUUUUCCGAGAGUGACAUCUCAGGGACAACUCCUGGCUUGUCACGACACGAUUUGCAUCCACCGAGAAGCACGACGCACUUGACGCAGACAGAGACGGUCGCAGGACUAUCAACAGCGCCAGCAGGCCCUCCCCCGAUGGACCCUCAUGGUGUUCUUUCUGAUUCCGGAUCCGAAGCAUAUACAUCAGCAGGCGGCCGCAAGCAUCGAAAACAUCAUACUGGAAGCGCCGCAGCUCUUGGUGCAGCGGCUGGCGCCUCGUCGGAUAAAAGAGAUGCCAGCCAGCGCCGAGGCAGUCGUGACGGCAGUGUCAACUCUCCGCCUGUGUCUGUCAAGGUGAAGAUGCACAAUGAUGGAAGACAUGUGACUUUGAGAAGGCUUAACGAGGAAGAAGCUGCGGCAGAGCGUGAAGCGCGGAAAAAGGAUCGCAGGCGUCGGGACGGCAGCAUGAGCUCGUUGAGCAAUCUGGAGAACAACGAACGCUGGCGGCGUACGGCAGCAAUGGAAGCCGCUCAGGCGCAAGAAAUGGCACAACAGUCUGGCGGUCCGAUACCCAUGCCUGAGCCGGUGAUCCCUCCGCCACCGCCUGGGCCACCUCCCAUGGGAACGACGGCAGGUCACACGACAGCCGGGCACCAAGGUGCUUUCCCUCCUCCGCCGCCCAUCCCAGGAGCGGGUGAAAGUGUUAUGAGCAGUCCGCCGGGCACGCAGGUGUAUGGCACAGAGACAGACGUUAGCGCUUAUGAUUCAAACCGAAGGAGGCGGAGAGCAGAGCGGGCCCAGGCGAAGCAGGCGAGGUUGGGUGGAAGUCGCGUUGAGUUCUCAUAA